AUGGUCGAGGAAGUACUCCGAUUAAAAUGCGAUUGCAUCCAUUCUUCGUGAGGAAAGCAGAGAUCAAAAUCUCUUGCAGCAACAUUAUGCUCAAAGACACAAUGAACAGACUUCAAAAUUGACAAGAACAAGGCGAACGCUGAAAUGUGGAUGGGGGCCUAUCCUGAACUCCCAUCAUAUGUUUUAAGCACAGAUGAAGACCUUCAAAUUUUCCUUGGCAAGGAUCCAGAAUUACCAUAUCUAUUGAAGCUCUUAUUAAUAUCCAAAGCGCUUCCCCUACAACUACAUCCGGAUAAGACCCUUGCAGCCAAAUUGCACAACCAGCACCCAUCAAACUUCACCAAUCCAAAUCACAAGCCCAAAAUUGUCCUGGCGCUGAUAGACUUUGAAGGGGUUUGUGACUUCAAGGCCCUUGCGGAUAUUGACGGUCUCGUGCAGCUGCCACCGCUGCAACCUUUCAUGCCAACAAUUAAAAAGCCAUUCUUCGAUGGCCAGACUCUCAAAUAUGUCGUAAAGACUAUGCACCAGGCUUCGGAGGAGGCGAAUGCGAAAACAAAUGAUACACUCAUGCAGCUUCCCAAGGAAUCAUUCGGGAAAGAAAUAUACAUACUGGACAUGAAGCAAUACGGCAAAUGCGAUAACGGAACCGUCGUGGCAUUGGUCAUGAUGAAUUCCCUUCAGCUCAAAGCCGGCAAAGGCAUUCUUAUUCCGGCGGACGAAAUCUGGGCCUAUCUUUUAGGUGACAUUAUCGGAAGUGUGGCUUGGUCGAACAACGCGCUCAACACCGGAUUCUGUCCCCAAGCCGAUCGUGACUCUGUCAAGCUGUUCUGCUCUUCCAUGACAUUCACCCCUCACGAUGCGGAGGAGACUACCCUGCAUUCUCAGUCAUCCGGAAAGAGUGCAAAUGGAAAGACCUAGCUUUAAUCGCCUCUGUUGAGUAAGUUCAGUUUGCUUGCGAGGGUGUUGAGGAACGCCGAAAGCGAAACUGUUUCGGCUCUAAGCGGGCCAAGUAGUAAUGAUCGUAACGAAAGGCAAAGGGACGCUCAAAUCCGACAGGAAGAACUACAGGUUGAGAGAAGGGUACAUAUUUUUCGUUGGCCAGGGUAUUGACGUCGAUUUUAAGGCUUCGAGAAGCUUACAAGCGUUCACAGUCUUUGUGGAGUAGGACUCUAUCAAAUCCUGGGACCGGCGACAUGUGGUUGAAGGAC
Messenger RNA from Lindgomyces ingoldianus, 1208 nucleotides. RefSeq names its product RmlC-like cupin. Gene Ontology annotation, biological process: GDP-mannose biosynthetic process. Lineage: Eukaryota; Fungi; Ascomycota; Dothideomycetes; Pleosporales; Lindgomycetaceae. Bases 145 to 918 code for a protein of 257 amino acids. Gene Ontology annotation, cellular component: cytosol. The record is from RefSeq and is a predicted model, not a curated record. Gene Ontology annotation, molecular function: zinc ion binding; mannose-6-phosphate isomerase activity. The transcript has 4 exons.